Molecule: messenger RNA, 1702 nt
Organism: Anopheles nili
Lineage: Eukaryota; Metazoa; Arthropoda; Insecta; Diptera; Culicidae
Product: apyrase-like
Exons: 3
Coding region: 1-1653 (550 amino acids)
Biological process (GO): AMP catabolic process
Cellular component (GO): plasma membrane
Molecular function (GO): 5'-nucleotidase activity
Source: RefSeq, a predicted model, not a curated record
AUGCAGCCUAAACUGGUCGGUUGGUUGUGUUUCGCUUGGCUUUUGGCGUUCGUUUCAGCGGAUGACCAGCUGUUCCCGGUGUCGCUUAUCCACAUCAACGACAUCCACGCGCACUGGGAGGAGAUCGAUACGGCUAGUGUCACGUGCGAUCCAAGGCAUGAAAGUGCAGCGGAUCAGUGCCUUGGAGGGUACGCCAGGACGGUUACCAUCGUUCGGAGGCUGCUGAAGGAGCGCACGAACCCGGUGUACCUGAACAUCGGUGAUAACUUCCAGGGGACGCUUUGGUACAACAUCCACCGGUGGAAUGCGACGGCGUUUUUCCUUAACAUGCUGCCAGCGGAUGCCGUGACCGUUGGAAACCAUGAGUUUGAUGAUGGAAUUGCCGGCGUGGUACCGUUCCUGGAAGCACUGGAAUCACCCGUUCUGCUGGUGAACGUCGACAACUCCAAGGAGCCCGCAUUCAGCAAGUUCCGCCGAUCGAUGGUGAUCGAGCGGGAUGGUCGCCGGAUUGGAUUGAUUGGGGUGAUCCUUCGCACGACGUACAACAUGGCCGACACGGGAGCGUUGGUGUUCGAGGAUGAAGCGGAAACCGUCCGUCAGGAAGCUGAUCGGCUCGCUGCUGAAGGUGUCGAUAUCGUCGUGGUGUUGUCCCAUUGCGGGCUUGAUGUGGACCACAUCAUAGCGGCAAAUGCGGGCCCGAAUGUGGACAUCAUUGUUGGAGGGCAUUCGCACAGCUUCCUGUAUACGGGAGCGAAUCCGCAGAUUCCGAUGACGGCCGCAUCCGAGUAUCCGACGCAGGUGUUCCAACCCGAUGGCCACCGGGUGUUGAUCGUACAGGCGUCCGCUUAUACGAAGCUGGUUGGAGAUAUCGUGCUGUACUUCGACGACCAGGGUAUCAUCCAACGCUGGGAGGGUAAUCCGAUCUAUCUCGCCAACGACGUUGUGCCGGACGCGGAAGUAAUGGCGGCGAUCGUACCAUGGAAAAUGGCGGUCGAUGCGGUUGGUCAGCGCAUGAUCGGUUCGACUGCGGUUGAUCUGCUCAAGCCACCGUGCAACUUCGGUGAAUGCAUCCUGGGGAAUUUGAUCGCUGACUCGAUGGUGGAGGCGUUUGUGGCCAUGGCAGAACCGGGCCAAUGGACGUACGCAUCGAUCGCAGCGAUCGCUGUUGGUCGCAUCCGUCAAAGCUUAGCUCCUGGAGAGAUCUCCUUCAAGCACCUGAUUGAAGUGCUCCCGUUCGAGAACCAACUCAUCUGUCUCGAUCUACGAGGUGAUCAACUGAUCGGUCUACUGGAGCAUGGUGCCGAGCUGUCGUGGGAUGAGCACCGCUUUAACGCCAAGAACUUGAUGCACGUGUCCGGUUUGCGGGUCGUGUACAACGUCACCAAUCCGAUCGGUUACCGCGUGCUGUCCGUCGAAGCCCUCUGCCAGGACUGUGCCGUCCCGGAAUACGCUCCAGUCGAACCAUUCCGCAUGUACCGAGUUGUCACCGUGUCGUAUCUCGCCGAGGGAGGCGAUGGUUUCGAGAUCUUCCCGAGGUACGGUAGAAACCGUGUCGUCGCACCGGUGGAUGAUGUGCAGGCGUUCGAGAACUACGUAAAGGCUCGCUCGCCCGUCGCUCCGGAGCUCGAGGAACGCAUUCGCAUACUGACGUAAAGCAGGCCUAUGAAAUAAAACCCCCUCCAAACUGAAGGGAAUCGCAGAA